Molecule: messenger RNA, 1220 nt
Organism: Onthophagus taurus
Lineage: Eukaryota; Metazoa; Arthropoda; Insecta; Coleoptera; Scarabaeidae
Product: retina and anterior neural fold homeobox protein 2
Biological process (GO): regulation of transcription by RNA polymerase II
Molecular function (GO): DNA-binding transcription factor activity, RNA polymerase II-specific; RNA polymerase II transcription regulatory region sequence-specific DNA binding
Source: RefSeq, a predicted model, not a curated record
GUUCAGUUUGGGCUACGAACCCCGUCUAGUGAACUCUUAGAACGAUAAAAUUAAUCAGUUCUUUUUUUGCUCGAAAACAUUUUCGUUAACGUGUCAAAUAAAACAUUUUUUUAAAAUAAAUAAUGGCUCAAGGAACUCAACAAUCCGAAGAAAUGCGUCCAAAAAACGUUUAUUCCAUCGAACAAUUGUUGGGAAUGGCUAAAAGUUCUCCGUCAAAAGAAAAACAACCAGAAGUGGAAGAGCCACGUUUGGAAAUUGCCAGCGAAGGUGAACUAAACGAAGUCGAUUUACAAGAAGAUCAAGGCGACCAAGAACGACCAAGGAAAGUACGAAGGUCGCGAACUACCUUUACCACUUUUCAAUUACAUCAAUUAGAAAGAGCUUUUGAAAAAACACAAUAUCCGGAUGUUUUUACAAGAGAAGAAUUAGCUGUUAGGUUGGAUUUGAGUGAAGCUCGUGUACAGGUUUGGUUUCAAAAUCGACGAGCCAAAUGGCGAAAACGCGAGAAAGCCAUGGGAAGAGAAGCCACACCGUUUAUGCAUCACGAACAAGCGCUUCCAGAAUUUGCUAUCCAUCCUAGAUUGGGUAUGCCCCCGGUUCCACCGGAAGGUUUUUGGCACGGACUCCCUCUCCCGUCGGUGUUUAGUUAUCCAUUGGCUUUUCCGUGGGGUGCAAAACCGCCGAUGUCUCUUCCGUUCCAUGCGUUUUUAUCACAAUACGUUUUGGCAAAUGGAGCACCUCCUCCGUCGAGUUUACCAGCACCUUCUGAAGAUAGAUCACGAAGCACCAGUCCUGAAGUGACUCCGAAUUGUCCUCCAUCACCAUCGAGGACGAUGGAAGCGCUCAGAAUGAGACAACAAGUAUCAAGGUCAUCACCUCAACAUCAUCAAUUACACGCGUCUUAAGUGUGAUUUUGUUUGAAAUUGUUUUGUACAUAGCAGGAUUAGUGAUUGAGUAAUUAGUGGAUAUUUAUUACAAUCCCGUUCCCCCGUUACAAGUGAUAGAAAAACCUACUUUGAGUAUGGAAAAACCUUUUCAGUGUAAUAUAGUAGUAUUAAUCUGGUGUAUAUAAUAUUGUAUCGAUCGUUUGAUGAUAUAGUGACGAAUGUAUUUAGUGUAUUAUUAUUGUAUUAUUCAAAAUAGACACAAAAAACCGUAUAACGUGUAAUAUAAUAUGUCAAGUUCUUUAUAAGAUAAAUAAAAUAAGAACGUGCAAUUAA